AUGGAGAAAGACAACGAAACCGCUCAUGGUGAACACCGUGAAGGGGAUGACCUCAAGACUCUAGCUGCCGCGACCUCUUCUGUCAAGUUGAAUAGUCGUGGUAUUGUCUUGUUUCCUCGACCUACCAAUGAUCCCAAUGACCCCCUUAAUUGGUCAGCUUUUGAGAAGUACUCAACUUACUUGACGGUGUGUUUUUUCACCUUCCUUGCCACCAUGAACGCAUCCAACUUCACCGUCGCCAUCAAACCUCUUUCUGCAGAGUUUCAUCGAACCCCCACCGAAGCGGGAUACCUCGUUUGCUUCAAUGUGCUUUGGCUGGGAGUCGGAAAUAUUAUUUGGGUUCCCUUGAUGCGUGUUAUUGGAAAGCGCCCGGUAUAUCUUGUAGCGCUUCUGCUCCUGAUGGGGUGUAAUAUUUGGUCUUUCGAGACGCAUUCCUACGGAAGCCUUCUUGCAGCUCGAAUCAUUUCUGGCUUCGCAGCUUCGGCAUCCGACGCGACAGUCCCUUCGCUAGUCACAGAUUUGUUCUUCAUCCACGAGCGCGGUCACUGUAUGAUGAUAUUUCAUAUGGCGCUGAGUUCUGGUUUCUUCCUUGGUCCGCUUAUCUGCUCCUGGGUGACGCAGGACAUCGACUGGCGGUGGACUUGCGGUAUUCUUAGCAUCGCAGCGGGACUUACCUUCAUCGUUGGUGUUUUCACGAUUCGCGAGUCACAUUAUCCUCGUGACAAGGCGGAUUUUAGUCUUCCGGUUGAAUCAUACAAGGGCAAGAGAGGCUUCUUAUUUCAGUUGAGUCUCACUCGUGGCUACGACUCGAACGCUUCUUUUGUCGCUACAUUUCUACGAAUUCUCACCUUGGUAGCCUAUCCACCUGUUUUGUGGACAGGACUAACAGUUGGUGCUUUUGUUGGCUGGAACCUGGUUGUUCAACUGACGGCAUCUUCAACCUUCACAAAACCGCCAUAUGAUUGGCAUAUUGGCAUGGUUGGUAUACUGGGAGUGUCUGGGUUCAUUGGCGCCGUUUUUGCGUUCUUCAUCGGAGGCAAACUUAUUGACAUCAUUGCAAUUCGAAUGACAAAACGUAACCGAGGUCGACAUGAACCAGAAUAUCGACUGCCAGCAAUCAUUGUCCCAGCCGUAAUUGGCCCCAUGGGUGUCCUUACAUUCGGUCUCUGUAUAGCACACCACACCAACUGGGUUGGUUCCGCAUUUGGUUAUGCAAUGGAAGGCUUUGGCCUCACCGCUGUGUCCAAUGUGGCUGUGACAUAUGCUGUGGACUGCUACCCAGAGCUUGCAGGUGAGGCUCUCGUCGUCAUCUUCAUCAUCAGAAACUCGGUUGGAACGAUUCUGGCACUGUACACAACAAAGUGGCAGGAGGGAACAGGCGUACAGAAUGCAUUUGGACAGAUGGUUGGGCUGCAGUAUUUUCUGAUUCUUAUCGUGAUCCCUAUGUAUAUCUUUGGGAAGAGAAUUCGUGCUUGGACGGCUACAUUUGGUCCUGCAAAGUAUAUCUCUUCAAGGGACUAA
This is a messenger RNA of Fusarium tjaetaba, 1521 nucleotides long. RefSeq names its product polyamine transporter. Gene Ontology annotation, molecular function: transmembrane transporter activity. The record is from RefSeq and is a predicted model, not a curated record. Gene Ontology annotation, biological process: transmembrane transport. NCBI's taxonomy places the organism in Eukaryota, Fungi, Ascomycota, Sordariomycetes, Hypocreales, Nectriaceae. Bases 1 to 1521 code for a protein of 506 amino acids. The transcript is spliced from 5 exons.